This is a messenger RNA of Rattus rattus (black rat), 3942 nucleotides long. It is a transcript of the gene Neurl1, whose product is annotated as neuralized E3 ubiquitin protein ligase 1. The record is from RefSeq and is a predicted model, not a curated record. Gene Ontology annotation, molecular function: ubiquitin protein ligase activity. Gene Ontology annotation, cellular component: postsynaptic density; plasma membrane. The coding region runs from base 470 to 2194 and encodes 574 amino acids. The transcript is spliced from 6 exons. Gene Ontology annotation, biological process: negative regulation of Notch signaling pathway; nervous system development. NCBI's taxonomy places the organism in Eukaryota, Metazoa, Chordata, Mammalia, Rodentia, Muridae.
GCGGGCGGAGGGCGCCACGCACGUCGACGCGGCCGUCCCCGCGGGCGGGGACCGAGCCCGUCGCCGAGCCUCCGAGCAGCCGCGCGCCGAGCCCCGACUCUAUGGCCUCCGGGGAGCGCGCGCGCCGCUGCGCCGCCCACCCGCAGCCGGAACCCGAGCUCCAGCACCAGGCAGAGCGCAGCGGCAGCGCUGCGGGCCGGGGCCCAGGGGCCUGGCUGCCCCGGGCGCGGGACAUGGGAGCCCGGUAACCUGGCGGUGCGAGGACCCCGCGGCGGGCAGGACCCGCCGAGCGAAGACCGCCAAGCCCAGGGAGAGCCGGAGACAGCGAACCGCCCGCCCCCGGCCGCAGCCCCGCCAGGGCCCUCCCCCGGCGGCGCGCACCCGCGCGCGCACACACUUGCACACCUUUCCUCCGCUUGUGCCCAGCCUCGCCUGGCCCCCGCCGGAGCACCCCAGGAGGGCCGAUGCCAUGGGUAACAACUUCUCCAGUGUCUCUUCUCUGCAGCGAGGAAACCCCAGCCGUGCGUCGCGGGGCCACCCCCAGAACCUCAAAGACUCCAUCGGGAGCUCCUUCCCGGUCCCCUCUCACAGAUGCCAUCACAAGCAGAAGCAUUGCCCACCCGCGCUGUCCGGUGGGGGGCUCCCAGCCACGCCGCUGCUCUUCCACCCCCACACUAAGGGCUCCCAGAUCCUCAUGGACCUCAGCCACAAGGCCGUCAAGAGGCAGGCCAGCUUCUGUAAUGCCAUCACCUUCAGCAACCGCCCCGUCCUCAUCUACGAGCAAGUCAGGCUGAAGAUCACCAAGAAGCAGUGCUGCUGGAGCGGGGCCCUGCGACUUGGCUUCACCAGCAAGGACCCUUCCCGCAUCCACCCCGACUCACUGCCCAAGUACGCCUGCCCCGACCUGGUGUCCCAGAGUGGCUUCUGGGCCAAAGCGUUGCCUGAGGAGUUUGCCAACGAGGGCAACAUCAUUGCCUUCUGGGUGGACAAGAAGGGCCGCGUCUUCUACCGGAUCAAUGAGUCGGCUGCCAUGCUGUUCUUCAGCGGGGUCCGAACGGCGGACCCGCUCUGGGCCCUGGUGGACGUCUAUGGCCUCACACGGGGUGUCCAGCUGCUAGACAGCGAGCUGGUGCUGCCUGACUGCCUGAGGCCGCGCUCCUUCACCGCGCUGCGGCGGCCGUCGCUGCGGUGCGAGGCGGACGAGGCGCGCCUGUCUGUGAGCCUGUGCGACCUCAACGUGCCGGGAGCCGACGGCGAGGACGGCGCACCGCCCGCCGGCUGCCCGAUCCCGCAGAACUCGCUCAACUCUCAGCACAGCCGCGCGCUGCCGGCGCAGCUCGACGGCGACCUGCGCUUCCACGCUCUGCGCGCCGGCGCGCACGUUCGCAUCCUGGACGAGCAAACCGUGGCGCGCCUAGAGCACGGGCGCGACGAGCGCGCGCUGGUCUUCACCAGCCGGCCGGUGCGCGUGGCCGAGACCAUCUUCAUCAAGGUCACGCGCUCAGGCGGUGCGCGACCAGGAGCGCUGUCCUUCGGGGUCACCACGUGUGACCCUGGCACGCUGCGGCCCGCCGACCUGCCCUUCAGCCCCGAGGCCCUGGUGGACCGCAAAGAGUUCUGGGCGGUGUGUCGCGUGCCUGGGCCUCUGCACAGUGGUGACAUCCUGGGCCUGGUGGUCAAUGCGGACGGAGAGCUGCACCUGAGUCACAACGGCGCGCCAGCCGGCAUGCAGCUAUGCGUGGACGCCUCGCAGCCCCUCUGGAUGCUCUUCAGCCUGCACGGCGCCAUCACGCAGGUCCGCAUCCUUGGCUCCACCAUCAUGGCUGAACGGGGUGGCCCAUCUCUCCCCUGCUCACCUGCCUCUACUCCAACCUCGCCCAGUGCCCUGGGCAGCCGCCUCUCUGACCCCCUGCUCAGCACAUGCGGUUCUGGGCCCCUGGGUAGCUCUGCUGGCGGAACAGCCCCCAACUCACCUGUGAGCCUGCCCGAGUCACCAGUGACCCCGGGUCUGGGCCAGUGGAGCGAUGAAUGCACCAUUUGCUAUGAACACGCAGUGGAUACAGUCAUCUACACGUGUGGCCACAUGUGCCUGUGCUACUCCUGUGGCCUGCGCCUCAAGAAGGCCCUGCACGCCUGCUGCCCCAUCUGCCGUCGCCCCAUCAAGGACAUCAUCAAGACCUACCGCAGCUCCUAGCCCACUGCAGAGCCCCACCCGCACGCCCACGUCUGCAGACUGCAGCCCAGCACCAGCCGAGGGCAAAGCCAACAGGGUCCCUUCCUUCUACAGUUUGCAAACUCUCCCUCCUUUGUCCAUUAAACAUGGGAAACCAAGGUCCCUGAAGGUUUGGGCUGAGAGGGUCUCAGGCAGGGAGGUGGGGCACAAGUAGUGAACGGAGGGGAGGGGAGAAGGGUACCCCACCAUCGCUCCUCUUUACACAGAUUUCUGCAUGCUGAGGGGCUGAAGUAGCGUUUCAGCUUGUUGCCAUCCCUCCCGAGCUAGGCAGAUUUCUAGGUUGUGCAGCCCGCGUGGCAUCUUGGAGAGAGUUAGCGAACAUGUAGCUUCUGGGCAGCUGCAAACUGCAUGCCGUGUCUCUUUCUCCUUACCCACAGCGGGUAGACAGACAGGCUGCAGAUCCCAAGUCCUACGUCCUUGACCUCACGUCGACCUGCCACGUCCAGGACGCCCCGUUUGCCCUGAUUUUCGCCAAUCAUCUCACUGGUGCCGUUUCCCAGGGUGCCCUGCGGUAAAGGCUGACUCGGGCCUUUCUGUUGUCGGGGUCUCAAAAGAACAGGUCCACAGUCAUACUUAAGGCCUGCCCUCCCUCAUCUCGGCCUGGGCUGGUCUUGCCAUCGUUUGCCUGGGAGGGACAGGAGCCUUCGGUGGGGUGGGGGUUUCCUGGCCCAUAGACAGCCCCUUUUCCUUAUUUUAAUUUAUUUAUUUAUUUGGUUGAUGGGUCUUGUUGAUGGGUUAUGUUCCAACCUGGGUUCUCCUAAAAUACUGCUGUUGUGCGGGGGGGAGGGCUGCCAGGUGAAGGGAAGCAAGGAGUAGCCACCCAGAAUAAUCUGCCCCCAACACAAGGCUCAUGGGCAAUCCUGCUCACCCUGAGGUAGAAUUCCAGGCUGGAGGCCUCCCAAGAGGUGGAUGAGCCUCUCAUGGGUGGGAACCACCCACAUCCACCUGUGCCCUUCUUCCCUGGAUGGAAGCUCCAUUAGUGUGGCUGGUUCUGAUGUCUUUAAGGACAUCAGACGUUCUGGAAGGUUGUCAACAUGUGGGUCAGGGACCAGAAUAGAGACCCUAGUUAGAAGAGGGAGGACGGAUCCUGAAAGCCAGGCUCUGCUCCUGCUAAGGGGGUGUCUGCUAUUUACGGCCCCCAGUCCUACCUGCCUGUUCUGGGUUCCUGUGGAGUUGUAGCCUAGGCUUUCCCAGCCUUUCAGCCCUCGGCCCUCAUGGCUGGUUUUAUGCCCACAGAGGCGACUUCUGCCUUGAGAGGCAAGGUCUGUGUCUCUGUCCCGGCCACUGGGCAGCCGUGUGGCUCUGACCACAGGCCACCCCCUCCCCCAAACUCAAGCUUCCCCUGGGUAAAAGUUUGGGGGCGGAACUCUUUCCGUGCAGCUCCUGGAGUUCUUCUCAGGUCUCUUCGGAGGAAUGUACUAGGGAAGCCUUGAGAAUGGAUGCCAGGGUAAGCCUUUGCCCACACGGGGGAAUCUGGGCCACCCCUAGUCUCGCCUCUCCAGUCACUGGCCCUGGUAGGUUCUUCCAGGCUGGAGCUGGCACGUCGAGCUGGGGCUCAUCCUAGCGGUGGGGGAAAGGCCCCAGUACAGAGCUGCGUGACUGGAGGUGGGAAAAGAAGCCAUUGUCCAUCCUGCUAGUUCAGAGGUAGCAUUGCCUCCUUUGUGAACUGGGUCACUGUGUUUGUGAAUAAAGGUGAUUUCGUACCAGCC